Caretta caretta (loggerhead turtle) is the source of this 1315-nucleotide messenger RNA. Its product is annotated as ecto-ADP-ribosyltransferase 5. Gene Ontology annotation, molecular function: NAD+-protein-arginine ADP-ribosyltransferase activity; NAD+ poly-ADP-ribosyltransferase activity. The record is from RefSeq and is a predicted model, not a curated record. Lineage: Eukaryota; Metazoa; Chordata; Testudines; Cheloniidae.
AUGACCUCAAUCGCCUUGGAACAAGGGAGCCAGGGCAGGCAUUUCUCUUGGUUGAUGAUGAGAUUCUCAUGGAAUUUUCUUCCUGUCCCCCAGGUGAAGAUGACAUUUCUGCUGAUCACCGUGACUUACCUUUGCGCUCACACGUUGAUGGACAUCCCUCAGGUGACUUGCCAGCCGGUGCUGGACAUGGCAUAUGAUGCUUUUGAUGACCGCUAUAUUGGCUGCACAGAAGAUAUGGAAAAUAUAAUCAAAUCUAAACUGCUGCGGAAAGAGAAGUCAACGCACAAGGUGUUUAGCAAAAGAUGGGAAGCUGCAAAAAAACAAUGGAAUGAGAAGAAGAAAAACCUCUCUCUGCCUAAAGAGUUUAAGGAUGAGAAUGGAAUAGCAAUCCUGGCCUAUACCAGUGGAAAUCGGAUAUCUCUGCACAAGGAGUUCAACAAAGCUGUGAGAGAGGCUGGUAAAUCCCGAACAUAUUAUCUCAAACAUUUCCCAUUCAAAGCCCUUCAUUUUUAUUUGACCAGAGCGUUGCAGCUCCUGAAGAGAGACUGUGCUGAGAUGUACGAGACGGAGGUGUACAGGGGAGUCCGUUCUCACCGCUACAAGAAGAGAGGUAGCAUGGUCCGGUUUGGGACAUUUACCUCUUCAUCUGUAGACUGGGGCGUAGCUCAGAGAUUUGGCUCGGCCACAUUUUUCACCAUCCGGACGUGCUUCGGGGUCCCCAUUGCAGACUUCUCUUAUAUUCAAGCUGAACAAGAAGUGCUGAUUCCUGUCUAUGAGAGAUUUAGGGUGUUCAACUUCACCCAGGACAAGAACGGCAACGCAUUUGUCCUCCACAGCACAAACCGGACCUUCAGCCGUUACAACUGCGCCUACAUAGAAGGAAAGAAAGGGCGAGGGGGGGCCUUGCGCUUGGAAGGAUUUCACGCAUCCGGAACACUUCGGGCUGGGCGUGCCGAAGCAGAGGCAGAAACCACGUGAAAUGUUUGCUUUGCUCCUUUUCAGUCUCUUGUGCAGCCCACUUGUGUUCCAAUAUGCUAUUAAACAGCCAGGGCUUGAUGGGUAGUCAUGAUGUUAAGCUGACCUUUCCCAGCUUGGGAACUUGCAGCCUGCCAGUGAUUUGUCAACAGAUCACCACGAGAGGGCAUGGGAGAUCUUCCGCUGGAUUCGCUUGCUGCAUUUACAGCCAAAGCCUCCUGCUUUGCAGUAUUUACUGUGUCCAUCUCAUUUAAUAGGUAACUCUGAACCCCGGCUUUAUGUCCUCUGGGUUGCAGACGUGAGCAGCAUGUUGUCUGCUGGGAUGAUUUUGCUGUACUGA